UUGGCGGCGGAGGAAGAAAGGAGGAGCCGAUCUAUUAAGAACGACUCCUCUCUCGACAAUCUCUACUUCUCCAUCGAUCGCUUCCUCACUUUUCUCUCUCUCGAUCUCUGCGUGCCUUUGCUCGGGAGUCUGCAAGAUUUGGCUGCUGCAAAAAUGACAUGGAUGGAUGCCUUUAUGAGCUGUUUCACCGGAGAAGAUGAAAAGGAAUCAGAGAAGAUGCGGAAGAAGAAGAAGAAGACGGCGGCGGACGGCAAGAGGAGGCCGAGUUCUGCGGAGGGGAAGGACGGGUUCAAAAAGCGGCAAUCGAGGCUCACCGACUCGGGGUCGCCCACCUUCGCGUCGGACCUCUCCAUGUCCCUGGGAUCCAUGGGCUCCGAAAUCUGCGUCUUCACCACGGGCGAGCUCCGGUCGAUCACCAACAACUUCUCGUCGAGCUAUUUGCUCGGGGAGGGCGGCUUCGGCCCCGUUUACAAGGGCUUCAUCGACGAGAAGCUGAGGCCCGGGGUGCUCAAGGCCCAGACCGUGGCCGUCAAGCUCCUUGAUCUCGAAGGUCUUCAAGGCCAUAGGGAGUGGCUGGCAGAGGUGAUAUAUUUAGGUCAAUUGAGACAUCCCCAUGUGGUCAAACUGAUUGGCUACUGCUGCGAGGAGGAGCAACGGCUCCUCGUUUAUGAAUUCAUGGCACGCGGAAGCCUUGAGAACCAUCUAUUCAAAAGAUUUUCUAUUUCCUUGCCAUGGGCGUCAAGGCUGAAGAUAGCAUUGGGAGCAGCCAAAGGACUUGCUUUUCUUCAUGGCCAGAAGAAACCAAUCAUCUACCGAGAUUUCAAAGCCUCCAACAUUCUCCUAGACUCUGACUUCAAAGCAAAGCUUUCAGAUUUCGGCCUCGCAAAAGACGGGCCCGAAGGGGAAGACACUCACGUGUCAACCCGAGUCAUGGGCACGCAUGGCUACGCAGCACCAGAGUACGUCAUGACUGGUCAUUUGACAGCAAAGAGUGAUGUGUACAGUUUCGGAGUGGUUCUUUUGGAGCUGCUCACUGGGCUCAGAGCAAUGGACAAGAAGCGGCCACACAGGCAGCAGAACCUGGUAGAGUGGGCGAAGCCGUAUCUGAAUGAUGGCCGGAAGGUCAACCGGAUAAUGGAUCCGCAGCUCGACGGUCAGUACUCCAUUAAAGGCGCCCAGAAAGCAGCGGCAUUGGCCGGCCAGUGCCUGGCUCACAACCCUAAGAACAGGCCUCCCAUGAGCGCGGUGGUGGAAACACUCGAACCGCUGCUAGAACUCAAGGACGUUCCGGUCACGCACUUCGUCUAUACUGUGACUCAAACGAAUGGGAAAUCUGAAGAGAAAGAUGCGAAACCUGCAACAAAAGAGAAUGGCCACACACCACACUCUCGAACCGGGCACCAUGGACACCAUGAACAUCGUGAGAAAUCUGAAGAGCAAGAUGCGAAGCAUGGAGCCAAAGAGAACGGACACUCACCACACUCUCGAAAUGGGCACCAUGAACACCACGGACACCGAAGCCGCUCGCCGAUCUCAGAGAUGAAGUCGAAGCCUUUAUCGAAUCACUCUGAUGGCGGCCACAACAAGCAUUCCCACAGUCCAAAAAGGAGAGACAGGGAAAGGAAGCAGUGAACAGAAAGGCCAAAGAGAAAUGCCGAAGAAGUGUCGAUCGACAGACUUCAUCAAGCGUACGUUUCGAGUGGGCGUUCCUUGACACAAGAAAAGUGGUGCCGCAUGUUUGAGGGCCUCUUGAAAUGUGAAUAAAGCCCGGGUGUAUAUACAAAAUCAUUGAUAGACGAAAUUUUUUGGAGCUAAGAUGUGAAUGGGACCUCCCGAUUCGCUUUCUCAAGGGGGAAUAUUUUAAUUUCAUUGUUUGUUUCAACUGGCUUCUUGUUGAAAACGUUUUGUAUCUUCAUGGUUUUAAAAUGUAUGAAACAUGUUACACUGAGUAAAUAUGAAUAUUAUGUGUCUUAAUUAUAUUAGUCUUUUGGAAAAGAA
Messenger RNA from Nymphaea colorata (pocket water lily), 1998 nucleotides. Its product is annotated as serine/threonine-protein kinase RIPK-like. The record is from RefSeq and is a predicted model, not a curated record. Lineage: Eukaryota; Viridiplantae; Streptophyta; Magnoliopsida; Nymphaeales; Nymphaeaceae. The coding region runs from base 154 to 1632 and encodes 492 amino acids. The transcript has 5 exons. Gene Ontology annotation, molecular function: ATP binding; protein kinase activity. Gene Ontology annotation, biological process: protein phosphorylation.